ACGUCCUUGCCACGCGACUCUUACGCAACUCAAACGCAAUUAAGCUAAGAAAGGGGUAUGACACUAAUUCAGGCUCGCAUAUCACAUGGCUAAUUUGUGGACUGCACCUGACAUGCAUAGACGAAGACUAUUACGUGAAAUAAUGAAGUAGUGCACUUUCCAGUGCUCGUUUUUAAGAAAGAGUUAAAAGGCCUUAAAACCACUUACGGGAGGACAGUUUCUCUUAUCACCCAGCGCGGGGUGAUUAUAGCGAGAUAGAACGCAAUCCUUAACCGCGAGAAUCUUAUGCUAUAAUUACCUGAACAAACUCCUGAAUCUUAUUUUCGUUAUGGCUCAAUACCUUGAUUCAAAUGGAAAGGAAAAGGUUCUUGUACUAGAUGGAGGUCUUGGAACAGAAUUAACAAGGGCUGGUUUUAAAAUCGAUGAUGAUCCACUUUGGAGUACAAGAACUAUUAUUGAAAAUUCAGAGGCAGUAAAAGCUGUCCAUAAAAGUUUCCUUGAAAGUGGGGCUAACAUUGUGAUAACUGCCACUUACCAGCUUAGUUAUGAGAUACUUCAUCAAUAUUGUGGUUUUGACGAGAACAAGGCUUUGGAUGUAAUUUACAGAAGUGUAAAAAUUGCCCAGGGAGCUUGUCUUGAAGUGAACAGUAAUAACCCCAAAUCUCAAAGGAGACUGCUGGUUGCUGGAUCAGUAGGUCCAUAUGGAGCUUGUAAGCAUGAUAUGUCUGAGUACAGUGGCAAUUAUGUUGACGAAAUGACAAUAGAGCAACUGAUGAAUUGGCACAGGCCCAGGGUGAAAGCAUUGCUUGAGGCAGGAGUUGAUAUUCUAGCUCUAGAAACCAUCCCUGCUCAGAAAGAAGCAGAGGCUCUGAUUCAGCUUCUCAAGGAAUUUCCUACUGCAAAAGCUUGGCUGUGCUUUUCAUGUAAGGAUGACAGUCGCACCUGUCACGGAGAACUGUUCUCUGAUGUUGUCAAUGAAAUCGUCCGUCAGUCGGCACAGAUCGUUGCUGUGGGUGUGAAUUGCACUUCUCCACAAUUUGUAAAGUUCUUACUGCAGGGUAUCAAGGGAAAGGUUGAUGUUCCCUUUAUUGUUUAUCCCAAUGGCUGCGUCGAUGAAAAGAGGAUGCUGUGAGACACAACCCAAGGAUGUCGCCAAAAUACGGAGGAUAGUCGACAGUAUUGGGUCACCAUAAAUGUAGAUGUCGGGCUUUAGCAGGGUUCCGCUGCCGGCGGUUCUGCGUAAAUUUCUCCACGUAGGUAUCAGGGACGUGGCGGCAAAUUCAAUGCUGAAUGGACGCGAAUCACAUCGCCUAUUAGUGCCAAUAGUUAUUCAGCCAAUAAGAAGCAAGCAAGGGCAAGUCAGAAAUUUACAAUAGAGUGCUAUACAUAACACUCAUAACGAUAUGCGAAGUUGAAAUACAUUAUUUUAAUAACCGGUAUUUCAUGGCUAGUUGAGCAGUCUCACGUGUAAUUACGCAAUUGCCGAUAAUAAAUUCUGGUUUGGCGUGAAAA
This is a messenger RNA of Stylophora pistillata, 1512 nucleotides long. Its product is annotated as betaine-homocysteine S-methyltransferase. The record is from RefSeq and is a predicted model, not a curated record. Gene Ontology annotation, biological process: S-methylmethionine cycle. Gene Ontology annotation, molecular function: S-adenosylmethionine-homocysteine S-methyltransferase activity. Lineage: Eukaryota; Metazoa; Cnidaria; Anthozoa; Scleractinia; Pocilloporidae.